GGGCGGCGCGGCCGGCGGCGGGAGCGGGCGUGCGGCGAGGCGGCCAUGGAGGAGGUGAGCGCCCGCUUCGUGGCGCAGAAGAUCAGCAAGGCCCGGUGGCGGCCCCUGCCCGCCGCCGCGCUGCAGCCGCCCGACGUCUUCGCCACCGGCUCCUGGGACAACGAGGAUAACCGGCUGUCCGUGUGGGCCGUGGGGGAGGUCGGCAGCGGAGAAUAUCUUGGAGAGCCUCAGCUGCUGUGCGACAUCGGGCACGAUGGGGACGUGAUGGACAUGCAGUUUUUGGAUCAAGAGAGAAUUGUUGUUGCCUCUUCGACAGGAAGCGUAACUGUAUUCCGUCAUCAUCAGAAUAACCAGACUUUAUCAGUCAACCAGCGGUGGGAAAAAGCCCAUUACCAUGUGGAUCAAGACACAUCUUGUGGUGGAGCAGCGUGUACUGGAGUCAUCUGCAACAAACCAGAAAUUGUCACUGUUGGAGAAGAUGGUAGAAUAAAUCUCUUCAGAGCUGACCAAAAGGAUGCAGUAAGGACUAUAGACAAUGCAGACAGCAGUACACUCCAUGCAGUGACUUUCCUUCGCACAACUGAGAUCUUGACAGUAAAUUCAAUUGGACAGUUGAAAAUAUGGGACUUCAGACAGCAAAGAAACGAGCCAUCUCAAAUAUUUUCUUUGACAGGUGAAAGAGUUCCACUGCACUGUGUGGACAGGCACCCCAAUCAGCAGCACAUUGUGGCCACAGGAGGCCAGGAUGGGAUGCUGAGCAUAUGGGACAUCAGGCAGGGUUCUAUGCCAGUGUCCCUCCUGAAUGCUCAUGAAGCAGAGAUGUGGGAAGUUCACUUCCAUCCCUCCAACCCAGAUCACUUAUUUACAUGUUCUGAAGACGGAUCUCUUUGGCACUGGGAUACUUCCACAGACGUAUCUGAAAAACCAUCUUUUCUUCAUCAAGGAGGAAGAAGUACUACGUACCUUUCCCACAACACCAUUAACCAGUCUGUUGUAUGUGCCUGGCUAAACAACGAUCCUACCAAAGACCGCAUGGAAAUUACCAACAUGAUUCCAAAUCAGACUUUGUCUGUGAAUAGUUUAGAUGUUUUGGGACCGUGUCUGGUAUAUGGAACCGAUGCAGAGGCUAUUUACGUGAACAGACAACUUUUUGCAUGAGACUACUCCAGUAUUCCUUUGAAGUGCUGAUGACCUUGAACUACUGGGCAAUGUUGGUUUCAUUUAGGUUAACUGCUCAGUCUGUUAUCAGCACGUGGGGGAGAGGCCUGCAGCUUGGUCCUGGUGUUGGAGCAGGAAUGUGAGUUAUCCCAGAUUCUGAAAGCUCUCACUUGUUACUGGUGCUCCAGCAUGGGUAACUAGGCAAGUUUACAGGUGUGCUUGCUCUCAUUUUUUCCCUAAUGCCUAUUUGAUUUUGCAGUCAGGUAGUCAGGAGGGCAAGAUAUACGUUGUGAGGUUAUUUCAGUAAUACACACAAGGCGAAGAAAAGAUAACCUUUUUUUUUUAAAAUGUAAAUACUGUUUUCCAAGUAUUAGUUCAAGGCCAAACUAUGGGGUUCUUUGACAUUCUUUUUAUGUCACAUGAAAGAGAUUGGGGUUUUUAAUAUGAGGUUUUGGUAUAUAUUUUGGGAAGAUAACUUUUUAUCCAAGCGCAUGAGAAUUGGAGAGGUAAACUGUUAAAGAUGUGAAAUGUGAAAGGUCCUAUAAGGGUUUUAACGUUAUAGUAGCAUUGUUUUGGAUUAUUUACAGCUUCAUCCCAGAUGUCAUAUGUUAAAUGUUGACCAUGAUAACGUACCGGGUACUCUCUCAGCAGAAGACUUUUAUAGUUAAGUGGUCAUAAAUGAGAGACGUGUUAGCUGUUUUCAAGUAUGAGAUUGAGACUUCCUAAAUUUGAGAGACAGUCUUGGUCAAUCCAAGUUUCACAUCUAGCCUGUUGCAAUCUUUGAAAGGUUGAUUUUAUGAUUAAAGUUGUGCCUACCUUUUGUUGCAGAGAACCCUUUCUCUUUUUAAUAAAUAUUUUGCACAAGAA
Molecule: messenger RNA, 2025 nt
Organism: Oxyura jamaicensis (ruddy duck)
Lineage: Eukaryota; Metazoa; Chordata; Aves; Anseriformes; Anatidae
Gene: NUP43
Product: nucleoporin 43
Exons: 8
Coding region: 46-1158 (370 amino acids)
Cellular component (GO): nuclear pore outer ring
Molecular function (GO): protein binding
Source: RefSeq, a predicted model, not a curated record